AUGACCGCCGGCGUCGCCGCCGCGGCCACCACCGGCGCCGAUCUAGGUCCUGCCCGGCAUGGCUUUCUUCUACUCUUCACCAUGAUCCACGAGUCCGGUCGAAUCAUAUCGAAAAGCGUUAGGUUCGGAAGCCGUACCUUAGGCUACACAGUCAUGGUCGUUGCAUUGUUGGUGCUGGUGCCCGAGGGGAUAAUGCUAGUGACGGGUGUCAAGACACCGGCAAUGGCGGUUUUGUCGGGAAGUAUGGAGCCUGCAAUUAAAAAGGGCGACAUGGUGUUUGUGCACAACAUGAGCAAUGAACCUUUCCGCUUAGGAGAGAUCAUUCUUUUCAAGGUUGAUGGUUUUGAACAUCCAGUUGUCCAUCGUGUGAUCAAGGUUCACGAGCAUCGAGAUACUGGAGAAAUCCGAAUACUCACGAAAGAAGACAACAAUUUAGUGGAUGACCGAUUUCUCUAUGCGAACGGACAGCUUUGGCUUCAACCGCAUGAAAUUAUUGGACGGGUUGCAGGCUACUUGCCAUAUGCUGGAUGGCCUACUGUCUUCAUCAGUGAAGCUUAUAAGGUCUCUCUUUUCCUUCUUAUGAAAGAUGUUGCUGAAUGGUCGAAGCACUACAACUCCAGAAGUAUAUUGGGUAACAGUGUAACCGCGGUAGAUUUAUGUGGGUUGUCUCCAUAA
This is a messenger RNA of Aegilops tauschii subsp. strangulata, 675 nucleotides long. The record is from RefSeq and is a predicted model, not a curated record. Lineage: Eukaryota; Viridiplantae; Streptophyta; Magnoliopsida; Poales; Poaceae.